Odobenus rosmarus divergens (Pacific walrus) is the source of this 1737-nucleotide messenger RNA. It is a transcript of the gene MEX3B, whose product is annotated as mex-3 homolog B (C. elegans). The coding region runs from base 1 to 1737 and encodes 578 amino acids. The record is from RefSeq and is a predicted model, not a curated record. Gene Ontology annotation, molecular function: RNA binding. NCBI's taxonomy places the organism in Eukaryota, Metazoa, Chordata, Mammalia, Carnivora, Odobenidae. The transcript has 2 exons.
AUGCCCAGCUCCCUGUUUGCAGACCUGGAGCGCAACGGCAGCGGCGGCGGAGGGGGAGGCGGCGGUGGCGGCGGCAGCGGCGGCGGCGGCGGCGGCGGCGGCGGCGGGGGAGAGACCCUGGAUGACCAAAGAGCCCUGCAGCUCGCGCUCGAUCAGCUCUCCCUGCUGGGGCUGGACAGUGACGAGGGCGCCUCUCUGUACGACAGUGAGCCGCGCAAGAAGAGCGUGAACAUGACCGAGUGCGUGCCGGUGCCCAGUUCCGAGCACGUCGCCGAGAUCGUGGGGCGGCAAGGUUGUAAAAUCAAAGCGCUGCGGGCGAAGACCAAUACUUACAUCAAGACCCCGGUUCGCGGGGAGGAGCCUGUCUUUGUUGUGACGGGCAGGAAGGAGGAUGUGGCCAUGGCUCGGAGGGAGAUCAUCUCUGCCGCGGAGCACUUCUCCAUGAUCCGCGCCUCGCGGAAUAAGAACACGGCGCUCAACGGAGCAGUGCCGGGGCCGCCCAACCUGCCCGGACAGACCACUAUCCAGGUGCGGGUGCCCUAUCGCGUGGUGGGGCUCGUGGUGGGGCCCAAGGGCGCCACGAUCAAGCGCAUCCAACAACAGACGCACACGUACAUCGUGACGCCCAGCCGCGACAAGGAGCCGGUGUUCGAGGUGACCGGCAUGCCUGAGAACGUAGACCGAGCUCGCGAAGAGAUCGAGGCGCACAUCGCCCUGCGCACCGGCGGUAUCAUCGAGCUCACAGAUGAGAACGACUUCCACGCUAACGGCACGGAUGUGGGCUUUGAGCUGCAUCACGGGUCCGGCGGGUCCGGCCCAGGCAGCCUCUGGAGCAAGCCCACCCCCAGCAUCACGCCCACCCCCGGCCGCAAGCCCUUCUCUAGCUACCGCAACGACAGCUCCAGCUCCCUUGGCAGCGCCUCCACGGACUCUUACUUCGGCGGGGGGACCAGCGGCAGCACAGCCGCCACCCCGCGCCUGGCGGACUACAGCCCCCCCAGCCCCGCGCUCAGCUUUGCCCACAAUGGAAACAACAACAACAACGGCAACGGAUACACCUACGCGGCGGGGGAAGCUUCCGUGCCUUCCCCCGACGGCUGUCCCGAGCUGCAGCCCACCUUCGACCCGGCUCCCGCUCCCCCGCCGGGGGCGCCGCUGCUCUGGGCUCAGUUCGAGCGCUCCCCCGGAGGCGGACCUGCAGCGCCGGUGUCCUCUUCCUGCUCGUCCUCCGCGUCUUCGUCCGCCUCGUCGUCCUCGGUGGUCUUCCCCGGCGCCGGCGCGCCCUCCAAUGCCAACCUGGGGCUGCUGGUGCACCGCCGGCUGCACCCGGGCGCGAGCUGCCCGCGCCUGUCCCCGCCCUUGCACAUGGCGCCGGGGGCGGGCGAGCACCACCUGGCUCGCCGGGUGCGCAGCGACCCGGGCGGAGGCGGCCUGACCUACGCCGCCUAUGCCAACGGGCUGGGGGCGCAGCUGCCCGGCCUGCAGCCGUCGGACACCUCCGGCUCCUCGUCGUCGUCCAGCUCCUCCUCCAGCUCGUCGUCGUCGUCGUCGGGGUUGCGGCGGAAGGGCAGCCGCGACUGCUCCGUGUGCUUCGAGAGCGAAGUGAUCGCCGCGCUGGUGCCCUGCGGCCACAACCUCUUCUGCAUGGAGUGCGCCAACCGCAUCUGCGAGAAGAGCGAGCCCGAGUGCCCGGUCUGCCACACCGCGGUCACUCAGGCCAUCCGCAUCUUUUCCUGA